Molecule: messenger RNA, 3571 nt
Organism: Boleophthalmus pectinirostris (great blue-spotted mudskipper)
Lineage: Eukaryota; Metazoa; Chordata; Actinopteri; Gobiiformes; Gobiidae
Gene: dhx58
Product: DEXH (Asp-Glu-X-His) box polypeptide 58
Exons: 12
Coding region: 146-2185 (679 amino acids)
Biological process (GO): positive regulation of interferon-beta production; response to virus; innate immune response
Cellular component (GO): cytoplasm
Molecular function (GO): zinc ion binding; single-stranded RNA binding; double-stranded RNA binding
Source: RefSeq, a predicted model, not a curated record
UCACAGUUGAGGCGUGUACUUUCGUUUUCCCAAAAGCGAGCCUUCAUGAUUCAGCUGAUCGUAUAAAACCUGCCCCCUGACUCUGGGACAGGCAGAAGAGGGAAAGUCGUGGUCUUUUUCGCUUCAGACAGCUAUCGAAACAAGAAUGGAGGACCUGCAGUUGUACUCGUACCAGGAGGAGGUGGCGCAGAGGGCUCUUCUUGGAGAAAACAUCAUUAUUUGGUUACCGACGGGAGGAGGAAAAACCAGGGCAGCGGUGUAUGUGGCCAAAAGACACCUGGAGACAAAACCCAGGGCCAAGGUGGUCGUACUCGUCAACAUGGUUCACCUGGUGGACCAGCACUACAAGAAUGAGUUCUCCAAGUACCUGGAGCCUGUGUACCAGGUGCUGCCGGUCACUGGGGACUCGGAGGAGAAGGACUUUUUUGGUAAAGUUUUCCGUACGGCUGAUGUGGUGGUCUGCACGGCUCAGAUCCUCUACAACGCCAUGAUCAACGAAGAGGAGGACAGACACGUGGAGCUGUCAGACAUCACACUGCUGAUCAUUGACGAGUGCCACCACACCCACAAGGACACAGUGUACAGUAAGAUCAUGCGCUGUUACGUGGAGAAGAAGCUGAAGAACCAGGGUCCUCUGCCUCAGGUCCUGGGCCUCACUGCGUCUCCAGGAACCGGAGGCAAGAAGGUCCUGGAGGGCGCGGUGGAGCACGUCCUCACGAUCUGUGCUAACAUGGAUUCAGCGAUUGUCUCAACUCAGAACUACCGCCAAGAUCUGCAGAAGAAAGUGCCCCGGCCGCGCAAAGAGUAUGACAUAACAGAAAGGAAACCAAUGGACCCUUUUGGAGAUCACAUAAAGUGGAUGAUGCUUCAGAUCCAUGAGUAUAUGAACCUGCCCCGGGACGUCAAGCUGAGGGAGUGCGGGACACAGGAGUAUGAACAAGAUGUGGUCCUUCUCGAACAAAGAGGCGUGAGCGAGAGCAACCGUGUGAUCGCCCAGUGUGCCCUGCAUCUGAGAGAGUACAACGACGCUCUGCUCAUCAGCGACACUCUGAGGAUGAUCGACGCCUACAACUCCCUCAAAAGUUUCUAUAACAACAGGCCCACCAUGGACGCCACGGACAUGUUUUUGGUCGGACUGUUUGAAGAGAAUGAGGUGGAGCUGAAGCUCCUGGCCCAAGAUCUCAGCUGUGAGAAUCCAAAAAUGGGCAAACUGGAGAGCACUCUUCUGAACCAGUUUGGGGCGGAUAAGAAGUCGAAAGGGAUUCUCUUCACAAAGACCAGAAAAAGUGUCCACUGUCUGUAUGACUGGAUUAUGGGGAAUGAAGUCCUGCAGAGAGCGGGCAUCAAAGCAGCUCCACUGAUCGGAGCUGGGAACGGCAUCAGUCACAUGACACAGAAUGCACAAAAAGACACCAUCCGUGAAUUCCGUGGUAACAGGCUCAACCUCCUCAUCUCCACCACCGUCGCAGAAGAAGGCCUCGAUAUCCCAGAAUGCAAUGUGGUGGUGCGCUACGGGCUGCUGACCAAUGACAUCGCCCAGCUGCAGGCGAGUGGGCGGGCCCGGGCUCAGGACAGCGUGUACUCCGUGGUGGCUCAGAGAGGGGGGCGGGAACUACGAAGAGAAAUGAUCAACGAACACCUGGAGGAACUGACCAAGAAGGCCGUGGCCAAAGUGCAGGAGAUGGAUGAACGCCAGUUCAGAGAUAAAAUAUUCCAACUACAAAGGGAGGAGUUGCUCCGUCAGAGAUUGGCCGAACAGAAGAACUUUGCAAAGAGGAACCGCUUCUCUGCUUCUGAGGUGCAGCUGAUCUGCCGUAGCUGUCUGAAAACUGUGGCCCAAGGGAGCGACCUCAGACUGGUGGAGGGGGCCCACUACGUCAACAUCAACCCAGAGUUCAAAAGAGAGUACAAAGUGGGAGGACAGAUAGUUUUACCAAGAGAAUUCGAAGACUGGGAGCCUGGCUGUAAAAUUAUCUGCAACAAUGGCAACUGCAACAAGGACUGGGGGUUUGAGAUGAAGUACAAGAAGUUUGCCAUUUUGGGAACCCUGAAGAUCUCCAGCUUCGCUCUCCGGACUCCUGUGGAACAGAAGACAGUGAAGAAGUGGAAGGAUGUGCCAUUUCCUGUGGGUGACUUUGACUUCAGCACAUACUGCCAGGAGCAUUACCCCGAAAUGCUCGACUGAAGGAGUACUGGCUCCAAAAAUUGGUUAAGUAAUUUUAGUGUGCAUGUAACUGCAGCCAACGAUCAUGCAGCUUUUUUUUAAACGGUUUUAAGUAUCUAUAAGAACAAUUUAGAAUUUCCAGAGAACAUGUACAAGAAAAUAUGAGUUUGUAGUGACUUUACAAUUCCACUAUAUAAUACCACUUCUUUAUCAUCAAAAAAAACAACAACAGCCAUUUGAAAAGCUGGGCAGAGGCUUAUGAACUUUGUAACUGCAUUGUUUACAAAGACUUGUUGAUGAAAUUAAAUUUAUUUAACUUUAGAUUUAAUACUUAUGUAAUUACAACAUUGCAGUUUACUACAGAUUUGAUUGUGUGAACAGUUAGCUUUGUUUACAAAUGAAUGAGACUCUGUAGUUAUAGAUUUUCACCGUAAACUUGGUCAAGAAAACUUAUAUUAUUAUACAUAUUCCUCCAAAAAUAUUGUUACAUGAUGUGAGUCAACCGAGUACUACAAAAACUCUACCGCACACGUCACUUUAGCUGACAUAACUCACUGACAUAACGCCUUUGACAGGUGGAAAUGCUCAUUUUACUAAAACACAAUUAAAAGGUGCACUGUGUAACUUUUCUGAUCUCUCACCUGCUUCUCUCCGUGGAGAUGUUACCUGCAAUCUUCCAAAGUAUCUCUAUGGAGACAGCGGGUGACAACACAGGGUCAAGUUACAUGUCAGAUCUAUGGAGAGGCGAGCCCACUCACAGUAAGAAUGGACGUUUUUAGGUCAAUAACAAAACAUCUUAUUGCGUAAAUGCAAGAUGGAUACUUUUAAUGCCAUAUCGGGACAUUCCAGACAAAGCAACAACAUCUUCAUAGGGUAACCAGGUGGUGGAUCCUCUAGACCUUACACUUAUAAAGUUCCACAGUGCACCUUUAAGAUUAUUAUAUUUUAUUUACAAAACAUUUCCCUUUUUUUUCCCCAGUUUGGCAUUUUUUAUUUAUGGUUCAAAUUUUACUUCCUGGUUGAAAAUUAUGACAUUAUGAUGCUAGGAAAUUACGUAACUGUUACCAAGCAACCAUGUGUCACUCUGGGCCAAAACUCCUCUAAUGUAUGUGGAAAUUAUUAUUUGACAAAUAAAAAUAAUAAAAUAUUAUUAUUAAUAAUAAUAAAACACCUUUAUUUUGUUGAAAUUAUGUUUAAAGGUGCACUAUGUAACUUUAUGGGUGGAGGGUCUCCUUAAACUUCACUAUCUCCAUGGAAACAAGCAGGAGAUGUCACCAGACCAAGAUGUACUGGCCACAUCUGUGGAAAGGCUGGCCGGCAGACCAGUGGUGGAGUUAGCAAUUUGGGAGCCGUAGGCGAAUUUGAGUUUGGGGCCCUCUUAAUGCACUGUUAUUUUUUAGUUUAGUU